Yarrowia lipolytica CLIB122 is the source of this 1224-nucleotide messenger RNA. RefSeq lists its product as uncharacterized. The record is from RefSeq and is a predicted model, not a curated record. Gene Ontology annotation, molecular function: ubiquitin binding; damaged DNA binding. Gene Ontology annotation, biological process: DNA repair; DNA double-strand break processing involved in repair via single-strand annealing. NCBI's taxonomy places the organism in Eukaryota, Fungi, Ascomycota, Dipodascomycetes, Dipodascales.
AUGGAAAAGGCAAAAAAAAGUGUGGAGAUUCUGGAGACGGAGCUCGCUGUGCUCAAGGAGGCGCUGGACUCCGUCCAGAACUCGCCCACGGCUUCCUCCGUCAAGCAGGAGUUUCCACAGACACCCAACACUCUGCCUCGGUCGGAUCUUCAGGAGCAGUAUGACAAGUUGGCUCUGUCUCACGCAAAACUCAUCAAGCUUCGCAAGGGCGAUAUCAAGUCCGUCAAUCUGUGGAAGGAAGCACUACAGGACCACAAGGGCCGGCUCAAGGAGUCACAGGGGCAGGUCCUCGAGCUGAAGAAAGAAAACCAGAUUCUGAAAGACGAGAUCCAGGAGCUCAAGAAGAUCAAGCAGGAGCAAGAGACAGUGGCCAUCCAGACGUCUCAGACUUGUCCCGACUCAGACGAAAUCACCACGGAGCAGAUUCGGGCAGAGGCUGGUGAGCCCGUGGAAAUCACAAAUGAACUUCUCAGAAGCAGUCCGCCAUUCGGCAAGAAGGGGUUGCUGAUCAAAGACUCGAUUGAUCUGGACGCUGUUGAACACAGCUCGCCGUCAGUAUCUCGCGAGAUAGAUCCUGAUCUUGAGAACGACACCAGACGACACCAGGGAGUUGUGUUCAAGCAACCAAAACCCACCAAUCUCAUGCAGUGGCUCAAGGUGAAGGAAGAGAAUAUAGGCCAGGACACGACGAAAUCCAACAAAAGAGACGUAGAGGUUGUUGAUCUGGACUCACAGGGUAGCCCCAAAGAGAAGACCAAGAAGUCUCGAAAGUCAUGUCCUGCUCAAUACCAACUCACAGACUUCGUCAUCAACCCUGCAUUCAAUGGAGACCUGGAUUUCGCAUAUGCUGAGACUGUAAGAGGAUCGAGACGGCAGUGCGAGCAUGGAGGCGAGUGCCGUCAGUGCGACGAGUUCUACAAAAUGGCUGGACCUGGAAUAGUGUCUGCUGCUCCCCAAUGGAGUGCGACUGAAGAUAAGGAAAGAGGUCGCAAAAUGGACAUCGAAGAAACAAUUAACGCAAGCAGCAGACACAGAAACAGAUGGAAACGGGCUCCGUCGCCGCCGGGAUUCUGGAGAUCGGACUUUCCUAGUACCCAGGAGAUUGUCGAAGAGAAGAAGCUCGCUGAGGAGAACCGCAGAAAGGAGAUUGAAAUCAGAUACAAGAGUGCCGUUUCGGGCGGCAAGUGGAUGUUCAGAGACCAGGGGAAGCAUAGAAAGGAGUAG